Trichobilharzia szidati is the source of this 394-nucleotide messenger RNA. Lineage: Eukaryota; Metazoa; Platyhelminthes; Trematoda; Strigeidida; Schistosomatidae. The record is from the annotation of a GenBank genome assembly.
AGUGAUUUCACAGCUGGUUAAUCAUCUCCAUCAAAAAAUGAUAGAUUUCGGCUUGAUAGAAGACAAGAGGCAUUCAAAAGAUGCCAUGGAUGCUCAAUCGUCGGAUGAUGAAACGUUACAAUUAAAAUUAGACUUCGAAGAUGCCUAUCAUUUAUGGACAGCGAGGCGAACCAAAAGCUCUUCUGAAAGAUGUCACAAUCUCCAUAGAAAUCACCUACAUAGUAAAUGGGAGGAGAAAAUAAAACUGUGUAAUAAUUUAGAAAUUCCAGCAGUUAAUAAUAAAGCAGCCUGUAAGAAACUAUUGAAUAAAUUGAAGUAUGAUGAAAGCCACAAUCCUAAAUCGUCCUCUUAGCCUGCAUCCCUAUUCAUCUAUUAUGCACCACCGGGCUUUAUC